AUGGUACAAACAGUUUACAACUGGCAAAUGAUGCAGUGUUUGUAUCUGUGGACUCGGGUCGUGUCAAAAGCCCAUGGUGUUCAUGAUUGCGAAGCUAUUUGUGAACUCACAUAUCCUCUGACUCAACUUAUUCACGGCGUACUGAAAUUAUUCCAUUCACUUCGCUACAUUCCAUUACGUCUGCAUUGCAUUUCUCUGCUUAUCCAAUUGCAAGCCAAUUGUGGGACCUAUGUACCAACACUGGCAUUGGCCGUAGAACUUCUUGACGAUGCUGAGCACAUUCUUGCGAAAAAGCCAAAAGCGGUGAAAAAUGCAAAAAUGGUGGACAUGGAAUGUAUAUUAAAGGUCGGUGCUCCUGUGCUUGAGGAGAACGUCUGGCGCAGUGCUUUAUGCGACUACUUGUUCCGGAUAACAUUACAGGCCGCGCAUCUGAUCUGUUCUCAGCCGAGCUUUCCUGACGUCAUUGUUCCCAUAACACACAGGAUUCGAGACUUUUUGCGGAAGAUUCGUUCGGCUGAAUACGCUAGAUGUUUUCGAUCUCUGUCAGAAAAACUUGAAGAGCAGGCAAAAUUCGUCGCGGACGUUCUUCUCAUGAAAGAGUUCAGCAUCAAAGACGAUAUGCAAAUUAUGUCGUUGAAACUAGCGCUCAACAAUCCCGACUCACCUCUACGGGUCUUUUACCGUCAAUGGGAAAAAGCGUGGCGCUUGAAGCAACAAAUGCUGACUGCGUCGAACAACAAAGAAAUUGCCAAGGACGCCAGUACCGCUAAGAAGCCCCAGAAGAAAGAAAAGGAAGGCAAAAAGGAAGCAAAAGCGGAGACGAAACCAAUUAAGAAAAAGCGUAUGUCAACCGCGGCAGCUGAUCGAGCUGAUGAGACGAUACCAGACCAACUGUUGGAGGAUCUGGGAAAUUGGAGCGAUAGCAAUUGA
Molecule: messenger RNA, 930 nt
Organism: Cooperia oncophora
Lineage: Eukaryota; Metazoa; Nematoda; Chromadorea; Rhabditida; Trichostrongylidae
Source: the annotation of a GenBank genome assembly